AUGGAAGACCCUCAGGAAAGUAAUAUUGAAAUUCCCCCAAGCAAACUAUCGCCAAAUACCUAUAUUCCGCCUUCUGUUCAUCACUCCGCCCUCAUUUCAGGCCAUUCCUACGCCCAUUAUUCCCAAUGUCCGGCUGCAAUAAUACCCACAGAUACUACUGGCUGCUCUUCUUUCCAGUCAGACUCGCCUCUUGAGCCUACGCCAUGUGUUCUUGGGGUUGACGAAGCCGGACGUGGUCCCGUACUGGGGCCGAUGGUCUACAGCGCAUUCUAUCUUCCUAUUCCUCUUCAUCAUUCCCUCUUAGCAGAGGAGCACCAUUUCAACGAUAGCAAAGUUCUCACACCCGGUGUUCGUUCAAAUCUAAUGCGCCUUCUCUGCACACCUGAUCACCCACUAUACAAUUCUUGUGGAUGGGGAAUAAAGCUUUUGUCAGCGUUAGAUAUUUCCUCGGGAAUGCAACGGCCUAGGGGGGCAAUAUACAAUCUAAACGCUCAGGCAAUGGAUGCUACCAUUGAGCUUAUUCGUAACAUUACCGAGGAGCGUGGGGUGAAUGUUCAGGAGGUGUAUAUUGAUACAAUUGGCAAUCCACAGGCAUACCAGAAAAAAUUAGAAAGAAUAUUUCCUACCAUGAAAAUCACUGUAGCGAAAAAAGCUGACUCGUUGUAUCCGUGCGUUAGCGCAGCGAGUGUUUGUGCGAAAGUCACAAGAGAUGCCGCGCUGGAGGUUUGCUUCGAGGAUUUGAGGAAGCAGAGGCAAGGCAGAGCCGGCAUGGAGCACAUGGAAGACGGUUGGGGCAGCGGAUAUCCAUCGGAUUCCAAAUGUGUAUCAUGGCUGAAAAAGGAAAUGCACCCUUUAUUUGGGUGGGGGAACGAAUGUCGGUUUAGCUGGGGCACUGCGAAGGAAUUGAUAGAAGGAAACACAGGCACCAGAGUGGAUUGGCCGGCGGAUGGGGACGAAGAUACUAUGAAGAUGUCGCAGUUCUUUGUUGCUGCAUCAGCAGAAAAUAAUGAAGUACAAGACGAACUGCGAGAUUGGUUCGGGCGAAGGCCGAAGGAGAUAUUUUGA
This is a messenger RNA of Ophidiomyces ophidiicola, 1065 nucleotides long. RefSeq lists its product as uncharacterized. Bases 1 to 1065 code for a protein of 354 amino acids. Gene Ontology annotation, cellular component: ribonuclease H2 complex. The transcript has a single exon. The record is from RefSeq and is a predicted model, not a curated record. Gene Ontology annotation, molecular function: RNA-DNA hybrid ribonuclease activity; RNA binding. NCBI's taxonomy places the organism in Eukaryota, Fungi, Ascomycota, Eurotiomycetes, Onygenales, Onygenaceae. Gene Ontology annotation, biological process: mismatch repair; DNA replication, removal of RNA primer.